AUGGGUGAACCGGUCCAAAAACCAAUUCUGGGCGUCGGGCGGUUCGCUGGGUUGAACCGGGAAUAUUCUGUGGAAUAUUCUAUCGGCUCGGCUCCGGCUAAUAGCGGCUCGGCUUGCAAAGGGAAUAUUCUCGGGAAUAUUCUUCGGCUCGGCUGGAGGCUUGGCUUGAGGCUUGGCUCGAUUGAGUUUAGUAUUCAACACUCUGGUCUUCUUUCUUCUUGGGGAAGUGACGAAGGAGAGAAGAGUGAUUGCUGUAAAUGGGCAGGAGUUGGUUGCAACAACAGAAUUGGUCGCAUCACCAUGCUUGAUCUUCAUGGUUUGGCUGUGGGAGGUAACAUUACCGAUUCAUUACUUGAGUUGCAGCAUUUGAAUUAUUUAGACCUUAGUGAUAAUAGUUUCUAUGGGAAUCCUUUCCCAAGUUUUGUUGGCUCCCUCAGGAAAUUAAGAUACCUGAGUCUCUCCAACAAUGGUUUAAUCGGAAGGCUGUCAUAUCAGCUUGGGAACCUCUCUAGCCUGCAAUCUCUUGAUCUCAGCUAUAAUUUUGUUGUUAGUUUUGAAAGCCUUGAUUGGCUUUCUCGUCUUUCUUUUUUGGAGCAUCUUCACCUGACUGGAAAUCACCUUACCCAAGCCAAUGAUUGGAUGCAAGUCGUUAACAAGCUCCCUCGCCUAAAAGACUUGCAGUUAAGUGAUUGUAGCCUUUUAAGCAUCGUUCCUCCAGCUCUUUCUUUCGUCAAUUCUUCAAGAUAUCUUGCUAUCCUUGAUCUUUCAUUCAACCAUCUUUCUUCAUCAAUAGUCCCCUGGUUGUCCAACUCCAGUGAUAGCCUUGUUGAUCUUGACCUAUCGGCCAACCAGUUACAAGGUUCUAUUCCAGAUGCUUUCGGGAAAAUGACUUCUCUCACGAAUCUUCAUCUUGCCGAUAAUCAACUUGAAGGAGGAAUUCCAAGAUCCUUUGGAGGAAUGUGCAGCUUACGUGAGCUAGAUUUGUCCUCCAACAACCUCAGUGGACCCCUUCCCAGGUCUAUUCGAAAUAUGCAUGGAUGCGUAGAGAACUCGCUGAAGAGUUUGCAAUUACGUGAUAACCAACUUCAUGGUUCUUUGCCUGAUUUUGCAAGAUUCUCUUCCGUUACUGAAUUGGACCUCUCUCAUAACAAAUUGAAUGGAUCUUUACCAAAGAGAUUGAGACAACGUUCUGAACUUGUUUCCUUGAACUUGAGUGACAACCAACUCACUGGAUCACUGCCAGAUGUUACGAUGCUUUCAUCAUUGAGAGAGUUCCUUAUAUAUAACAAUCGAUUAGAUGGGAAUGUUUCUGAAAGUAUUGGAAGCUUAUCUCAGCUCGAGAAAUUGAAUGUUGGGAGGAAUUCUCUGCAAGGUGUGAUGUCUGAAGCUCAUUUCUCAAAUCUAUCCAAAUUACAGGAAUUGGAUUUAUCUCAUAACUCUCUGGUGCUAGAUAUCUCUGGUACUGGAAUUUCUGAUACAAUCCCCAAUUGGUUUUGGGAUCUGUCUAAUUCCAGCUUGACCCUCUUAAACUUUUCCCACAACAACAUGCGAGGUAUGUUGCCUGAUUUGUCAUCAAAAUAUGCUGAAAUUGUUGGGGUAGAUUUGAGUUCCAACCAGUUUGAGGGCCCGUUACCAGCUUUUCCUUUACAAACAAUUGCCUUAGAUCUCUCUAACAAUAUGUUUUCAGGGCCAACUUCUGCUAUAUGUAAGAUUGCAGGAAACAAACUAACCGGAGAAAUUCCAGAAGAGAUAACAAGUCUCUUACAAUUGGUUGCACUGAACUUGUCAGGAAACAAUUUGACCGGAGGUAUCCCUCUCAAGAUUGGGCAGCUGAAACAGUUAGAAUCUCUUGAUUUGUCAGGAAAUCAGUUGUCAGGAGUGAUUCCAUCCAGCACCGCUUCUCUAAGUUUUUUGAGUUACUUGAACCUCUCCUCCAAUAACUUGUCUGGGAAAAUUCCAUCAGGCACUCAGCUGCAAACCUUUAAUGCUUCAGCAUUUGCCGGUGCUUUACUGCUAAAGCGUUCUUGGAGACAUGCCUAUUUCCGGUUUUUGGACGAAGCAUGGGACUGGAUCUACGUGAAAAUAGCUGUGCAGAAGGCAAGACUGCAGCCUAUAUAUCAGAGACUCCUGUCUUAG
Molecule: messenger RNA, 2136 nt
Organism: Populus nigra (black poplar)
Lineage: Eukaryota; Viridiplantae; Streptophyta; Magnoliopsida; Malpighiales; Salicaceae
Product: receptor-like protein EIX1
Exons: 5
Coding region: 1-2136 (711 amino acids)
Cellular component (GO): plasma membrane
Molecular function (GO): protein binding
Source: RefSeq, a predicted model, not a curated record